Messenger RNA from Penaeus chinensis, 2326 nucleotides. Its product is annotated as potassium channel subfamily K member 10-like. Bases 203 to 1093 code for a protein of 296 amino acids. Gene Ontology annotation, cellular component: membrane. Gene Ontology annotation, biological process: potassium ion transmembrane transport; stabilization of membrane potential. The record is from RefSeq and is a predicted model, not a curated record. The transcript has 7 exons. Gene Ontology annotation, molecular function: potassium ion leak channel activity. Lineage: Eukaryota; Metazoa; Arthropoda; Malacostraca; Decapoda; Penaeidae.
AGUGGUUGUAGGAUACGCUUGUGUUUCAUAUUCCCGUGCACUUCGACCGCUUACUUUCGUGAUGGAACACCGCCAGUCACUCGUCUUGUGUUUCGUUUUCUCUCUCUUCCUCCUAUUCGGUGCUCUCACGUUCAGGUACCUCGAAAGCGAGAAAUAUGUCGAGGAGCCUUGGGAAUGACAGAGACUGAAGGAAUUAGCGUUAAUGUCCUCCAACGUCUCGGCCGACAUGCAAUGGUUGCAGAGGUGGCUUUCCGCUAAUUGCUCAGAUCUCGCCAAUUCUACGAUUGAAACCCUCAUUUCGGAAGGAUCACAUCCAGACGCUGUGCAAGAAGUGGAAUACCAGUGUCCACACUUACACCAGGUGGAAUUGCUAUACAGAAUGACCUUUACCGAGUAUCUCUUCUUCUGUAUGACCGUCCUUAGUACCAUCGGUUAUGGCUUUCAGAUCCCGGUAACAGUUGCGGGUCAAGCCGUGUGUGUAAUCUAUGCUCUCACGGGCAUUCCACUAACAGGUAUGAUGCUGGUAUGGACCUCUGACUUCUUCAGCGAACAGCUUUUCAAAUUGUUCAAAGCAAAGCUGGACGCAAAGAAGCAGCAAUCCAACAUGUUCAUCGCUCUCUUCACCCUGAUUUGCAUCGCCGUGGGGUUGGUGGUGUUCAUCUUCAUUCCAGCUGGAAUUUUCACGGUCAUUGACUAUUGGUCGUACUUGGAGGCAGUCUACUUUGCCGUCAUCACUCUCACUACUGUCGGCUUUGGAGACUUGCUAACUGGAAUGGAGACGCGGGGCUGGGUAAGGAGCGUGUACGAGGUCUGCAUCAUUGUGUGGAUCAUGACAGGGCUGGGCUACUGGGUCACUGUGGUCAACUUCAUCACGAAGGCGCUCAAGUCCAAGCGCCAGAGCUCCUUGCUGCGCAGCGCCGAAGAGAUGAAGUCGUUGGUGCAGCAGAUGGGGAUCAAGGACACCGACCCGAGGUUCCUCAGUUUCGCGCAGCAGCUGAGCAACUUCACCGGCGUGGCGAAGGGCGCCCUCGCUACCGACGCGACAGCCUUCCCCAGCGCCUCCUCCCCUGCCGCAGCGCCGGCGAUGAACUGAGAAGCUCCCUUCGACGAGGUCACUGGGCCCCUAAGUUGGAGACUGCUAAGGCGUUAGCUUGUUAGGGGGUAUUUGUAGUUGCUAAUUCGUGCGUUGGUUGCGAGGCUCUGUGUAUAUUCGUUAUUCAAGUAUCUGUUUGACUGCUCGUUUCACUCAUUAUAUAAUUUUGAAUCCAUGUGAGUACCAAGGUUGCACGUGGCGUGUGUCACUCGGUUUACAAGAUGUCCUAAGUUCUAAUUUUGACAGCUAUAAACCUGUCACUUGGAGUAAUAAAGUGGACGAUUUUGGGACAGAAUGUGAAAAUACUGAAAAUACUUGUUAGGAAUAAUGUUGACAAUUCUACCAUUGAGAGUAUUUUAUUGUACAAAGGUUAGUGUAUCAUGCAAACAUUUUUGUUUCCUCGCAGUUGGUACAAAUGUUUUAGUUGGUGGAUUCAUUGUCUGAAAGAGGCAUAGUUGUGCACGAGAGCAGGCACUCAUCUCUCUGUUUCCUGCUGCAAGACCGCGUGAUUAUCCUUAUCCGUGCGAAUCGAAUGUGUUUGGCGGAAUCUUUCUGGACAUUUCAGAACUACUCUAUGUAUUCCAUGCUUUCAAGGUUUUCCUUUUUUUCAUAUAUUAUAUGAUAUUUUUUUAUUAACUUGGCUAAUAAUAACUUUGGAUGUCCAUCAAAAUCUGACACACUGAGGUCGCUGGUCGCACGCCGGAAAAAAUCCAAUCUUGGGAUGGCACGCAGGGUAAUAACCUAAUUUAAAUUUAAUUUUUAGCUGUAGGUACCUGUAUCUGUACGUAUACGUCAAAAAAAAAUUCAACUGUAUACUCAUGCUAAUGAUAUCCUAGCUUCUUGGUUCUCCUCUACCAGUCAGAUGGCUUGUGAAAGGAGACUUGCAUCAGAAAUAGGUCAAUAGGCAUCCUUCGAAUUCUGAUCAGGAUUGGAAAUUCAUUCUCAGGUGUAACAGAAGUCUUUUGACUUUCGACUCUCUACCCCAUGACAAACACACCUUUUCCUUGGUGUUAGGGAUGCUACAAAUUCGACUCAACGGUGAAUCUAACAGUAUAAACAGUAUGUAUGUCACUAGUAAAGAUGCACCGAAUAAUUACUUUUUUUUAACAGUACGAAUGUUUUGAUACUUCCCGAACUUCUUGUGAAAUCCGUCUCUCCUCCACCAUCGUCUUCUCUAAAUGUUAGUACUUCAGCCAAAAAUGAAAAAAUAAAUUGACAAAUCGUUAAAACUUA